AUGAGAUUCCAGAAACCCAUUCUUUUAGCCUUAGCAGCUGCACUUGUGACUGCAGGCGAAGCUCCCAAGAUCAAGAAGAACCCAGCAGAUGUUGUCGCUGUUGCUGACUUCCCCUCUGGUGGUCCACAAAAAAUCCUAGGUAAUGUUGUGUUCACAGCAAAGAAAGGUAAGGCUGUAAAUGUUUACAUUGACGUUACUAAACUACCAAAGGAAGGAGGACCCUUCCAGUACCAUAUCCAUCAACAACCUAUUGGUGCCAAUGGGGAUUGUGAAGCUUCCGGUACACAUUUAAACCCAUACAAGGCAUCACCCGAUUGUGAUUCGCAGAAGACAGACGCAUUCUGCCAGGUUGGGGACUUGAGUGGUAAGCAUGGUUGGAUCGAUACAACUUGUUUUGAAACCAAGUAUGAUGACCCCUAUUUGUCGCUUAACACCAAGUCGAAAUCCAACAUCAUUGGAAAAGCCAUUGUGUUCCACUUUGCAAACUUGACAAAGUUUGCCUGUGCUAACAUAGAAGUGGCUGGAGAUGUGAGAUUAAAGAGCUUGGAGGAAGAAUACUCCAGAAACGGCAACGAUGACUUAAAUGAGUUGAAGCUGUUUGUGGCCAAUGACUACCAGUUUGUUCCAGGACAGGAAGUCUUUGAAGUUGCAGAAGCUCAUUCCAAAAGAGACUUGGGAGUUUCCCAAUAUGCCGAGAUUGAUGAAGACGAUAAUGACGACGAUACCGAACAAACUGGUGAUGUGCCUGAUUGCACAAACUCAACCCAUCACCAUAGCGGAAGUAACUACUCAAACUUCACCAAUCUUUCUACGAUCGACUGUGAAAAUAAUGCCGAUAGCUUAGGCUGGGCAGCUAUCCCUGCUAUUUUGCUGGGAGUUGCCGCUGUUUUUUUGCUUUAG
Messenger RNA from Yamadazyma tenuis ATCC 10573, 900 nucleotides. Its product is annotated as superoxide dismutase. Gene Ontology annotation, molecular function: 2 iron, 2 sulfur cluster binding; metal ion binding. Gene Ontology annotation, cellular component: mitochondrion; cytoplasm. The record is from RefSeq and is a predicted model, not a curated record. Gene Ontology annotation, biological process: superoxide metabolic process; iron-sulfur cluster assembly. Lineage: Eukaryota; Fungi; Ascomycota; Pichiomycetes; Serinales; Debaryomycetaceae.